CGUGAUGGAAGAACAGGAGACUGAGAGUUUAAAAUAUGGAAUUAUUAAUUACAAACUACUGGAGGAAUUGGCGAUUCAACAGGCACCGAAGGGCGAGGCUGGGCGACUAUUCCGUGAGGAUGGGGUUAAAUUGGAAGAAGUCAAAGAACUGAGAAUUGAAUUUUUGAAUAUUAUUAGUCUGGAGCAUUUGUGGCCGAUGAAAAGCAUCAGGAAACUGACAUUAUCUCACAAUUGCAUUGAGAGGAUCGAGAAAUUGGAGGAUCUCGUCGAAUUACGAGAGCUUGAUCUCUCAUUUAAUCGAAUCAGUCUUAUGGAAGGGCUGAGUCAUCUGAUUAAUCUAGAAAUUUUAAUAUUAUCCGGAAACGAUAUUCAGAAUAUCGAGGGCAUCGAUGGUCUUGAUAAUUUGAAAAUCCUCAGCUUGGCGAAUAAUAAAAUUAACAGUUGGGAUCACGUGAUGUACCUGAGGAAAUUCAAAGAACUCCGUAGUUUAAAUAUUCAAGGGAACCCUUGCAUGUAUCAGAAAGGUUUUAUAGAUUAUAUUAUCGCUUUCGUCCCUCAACUCGUUUAUUUCUCGUACCGAAUGAUUACGGGAGAGCAGAGGAAUAAAUCCCGCGAGAUUCACCGACUCUCUGUUGCAAAAACUGAGGAAAGUGAAACCAAUCUUCACCGUUCGCAAAGCAAGACCAAAGCGGUGGAAGAUAAAAAAGCAAAAGACUUCGAGGCAUUUGUUGAGAAUUUCGAUGCAAAUGAAUUCUUGAAUUUUUUGUGCGAAAAAGAUAAAGAGAAUUCCAUUCUGAAGAAAGUUCAUUUGAUCGCUGAAAAGAGUUAUGAGAAAUAUUCGACAAAAAUCAAUGAGAUAUCCCGAGAAAUCUACAGAUUCGGGAAUAAUAAAAAAGCUGAGAGAUCGAAAGAACUUGCGAUAUUCCGAAAAACUAUUGAGGAUGAACAGAACUCAGUGAAAUUUACUGCCAGAAGACUGAUGGAUGAGAUAGAAGAACGCCGGAAUGAAAUUCUAGAGGAUUUAAAAAAGAAAUCGAGCAUUAACGACGCGAAUGAUGCCGAUUGCGAAUCCUCUGGGAAAGUCCCAGAAGAUUCUCUGAGUAUUGACUUGAGAGAAACGCAGAAAAUUGCGGAGGAAUUCAACAAAUUCAUGUCAUCAAAGUGGACGAAAUUGAUGUACAACGAGAUUGUCCUCCACGAGCAGAUGGAAGAUGUUCUAGAAUCCUUCAAAAAUAACAUGUCCAAGGCAAUUACGGAAUUCACUGAUUUCAUGAAGGAGGCAUUCUCCCAAAUAAAAAACACUGAGGAUGAUUACUGCAAAAAUAUUAAUAGCAUCAUUAAUUCGUACGUCGCGAACAUGAAUUCAGAUGAGGCCGUUAUUCCCGAGGGUUUCAGGGAAAUCUUGGAAAAUUCCGAGUCUCUGAAUGAAAAUUUAGUAUCUUCUCACGAAUUGCGUCUAAAUCUCAUCGCUUCUAAGGAGCAGACAAUGAUCAAACGCAUAGAAUCAUGGCUCGAGGAUUUGAUCGAUGAACUGGAGUCGCACGAGAAUAGUCGACAUCGUUCCAGGAUCCUAGAGAUUUCUCACUUUAUUCAGUUCCAAAGAGAAUCCUUAGAAGAUGUCUUCGAUAUGAAUAUUAAUAUCGAUAAAAAUAUAGAAGCUGACGUCGCAGCAGCUCUGGACGAUUAAUAUCAUCCAGAAUCUCUGCGUU
Messenger RNA from Fopius arisanus, 1709 nucleotides. RefSeq names its product leucine-rich repeat-containing protein 48-like. Bases 5 to 1687 code for a protein of 560 amino acids. The record is from RefSeq and is a predicted model, not a curated record. Gene Ontology annotation, cellular component: cilium. Gene Ontology annotation, molecular function: protein binding. Lineage: Eukaryota; Metazoa; Arthropoda; Insecta; Hymenoptera; Braconidae. The transcript is spliced from 7 exons.